UCUGUGUCAGUUCGGCGCGGCGCGGGCGGUCGGGGCGCGGGGCCUCGAAGUGCCGGACGCGAUGAUUUCGGCCGCGCAGCUCCUCGAUGAGCUCAUGGGCCGGGACAGGAACCUGGCGCCGGACGAGAAGCGCAGCAACGUGCGGUGGGACCACGAGAGCGUUUGUAAGUACUACCUUUGUGGCUUUUGCCCAGCUGAAUUAUUCACAAACACCCGCUCUGAUUUAGGUCCUUGUGAAAAAAUUCAUGAUGAAAAUCUACGUAAACAGUAUGAGAAGAGCUCUCGUUUUAUGAAAGUGGGCUAUGAAAGAGACUUCCUGCGCUAUUUACAAAGCUUGCUGGCAGAAGUAGAACGCAGGAUUAGAAGAGGCCAUGCUCGCUUGGCGCUGUCACAGAACCAGCAGUCUUCUGGGGCAGCGGGACCUACUGGUAAAAACGAAGAGAAGAUUCAAGUAUUAACUGACAAAAUUGAUGUACUACUACAACAGAUUGAAGAACUGGGCUCAGAAGGGAAGGUGGAAGAGGCACAAGGAAUGAUGAAACUUGUUGAACAAUUAAAAGAAGAGAGAGAGUUGCUGAGGUCUACAACUUCAACGAUUGAGAGCUUUGCAGCACAGGAAAAGCAAAUGGAAGUUUGUGAAGUUUGUGGAGCAUUCUUAAUUGUAGGAGAUGCACAGUCCAGGGUAGACGACCAUUUGAUGGGAAAGCAGCACAUGGGUUAUGCCAAAAUAAAAGCUACUGUAGAAGAUUUGAAAGAAAAGUUACGGAAAAGGACAGAAGAACCUGACCGUGAUGACAGGUUAAAGAAAGAGAAACAAGAACGAGAAGAGAGAGAGAAAGAGAGGGAACGAGAGAGAGAAGAGCGGGAAAGGAAGAGAAGGCGUGAAGAAGAAGAGAAAGAAAAAGAGAGAGCCCGUGACAGAGAGAGGCGUAAGAGGAGUCGCUCCCGGAGCAGGCAUUCGAGCAGAACGUCUGACAGAAGGUGCAGCCGUUCGCGAGACCACAAGAGAUCAAGAAGCAGAGAAAGAAGGCGAAGCAGGAGUCGUGACCGGAGAAGAAGCAGGAGCCAUGAUAGAUCAGAAAGAAAACAUAGGUCUCGCAGCAGGGACAGGAGGCGAUCAAAAAGCCGUGAUCGGAAAUCUUAUAAGCACAGAAGCAAAAGCAGAGAGAGAGAACAAGACAGGAAGUCAAAAGAAAAAGAAAAGAGGGGAUCUGAUGAUAAAAAAAGUAGUGUGAAGUCCAGUAGUCGAGAAAAACAGAGUGAAGACACAAAUACAGACUCGAAGGAGAGUGAUACUAAGAAUGAGGUCAAUGGGACCAGUGAAGACAUUAAAUCUGAAGUGCAGCGUAAGUAUGCACAGAUGAAGAUGGAGCUAAGCCAAGUAAGAAGACAUACUAAAGCACCUUCUGAAGGAAAAGACAGUGUAGUCCUGCAAAACAUUUUGAGGUACAUUGUUUUGUCUCAGCUAUUUUGUAGCAGACUCGUGCCCCAUUAGUGUGCCUCUUUGGGACAUAUUGUAAUAUAGUCACCAUAGAAACAGUAAUUAUCCUUUUUUUAUUUUUAGGGAUUUUGUUAUCGUUUUUAAAAAAAAAAAGUUGAACUGUUUUUGUAUUUAAGUCCAUAUUGUGUUGGUACAUCAGCAGAAACUUUUGCUUUAAUGCUUAAUAUUUGAGGCACAUGUUGGACUACUUUGUUUUUAUAUAAACUGCUAGUAUUUCUUUGUCAAGGAUGUUUCUAGUUUUUUUUUUGCUUUAUUGCCUUGCAUUCUAAUGCAGUUUGUUCUGUAACUCGAGAGCCAGUAGCAUUGGAUUGAUGGAAGUGUAGGGUUUAUGAAUUAUUGCAGCUGACUACCAUACCUCACACAGCGUUGGUGUUGUGAGCGGCCCAUGAAAAGCCAAAUUAAAAAUCAAGGAUUCAGUCAAACUAAGCAGGUACUCAUGCCAGGUACUCCUUUCUCUACCCACAUCCAUGUUUGAAUGCUGUUGCCUGUAAUCUUUAAGCUUACUGUUGUGUUUUUGAUUUUCAAGAUAGUGAGAAGGACUUCUCGUGUAUUGUGUGAAUACUGUAAAUCUGAUGUUAACAGAACGGGAUUUUCUUCCAACUGUGUGUAGGGAUGCAGAGGUGCCCAGAAUUAGAUAUCUUUAAAGAGUUAAAAAUGCAAUAAACACUACAUAAUAACCGCCUUGUUACUUUCAAUGCAAUUCAAGUCUUUAAGAGGUAUGUGCUUAAUAUUUCCUACUGCGUAGGAGAGUUUGCGAUCAGCCGUAGCACAGAGAGGUGGAAUGGCUGAUGCCACGUUUGUAAGGCAAAUAGAAAUACGAAGUCAGAUGCCAGAAAACUGUUAUGGUGUUCGUGGCAAGAGUGUGUGCUGAGAAAGUAUUUGCUGGAAACCAGGUGGCUAAACAUGAGGAAAUGCAGAUACUUGGAAGCUUUCCCCCAGCUCCUGACAUUCCUUUACCUGAGGUUUCCGUAGUUGCAUUCCUGAAAUAAGGAACUAACAGUGGAGAGUACGGCUGAUAAAUGAGUUUCAUGCAACAGAAGCUGUUAGUACAGCUUGGCUGUCUGUGCUCAGAAACCUGGGACGCGUGGUGUCGGUCGUGACGCCGUUACUGCUGCGUUACUGCUGCUAAAGCCAGUGCUGCUCAGUGUCGACAUCUCUGUAGCGUUAAGAUGCAGCUAACAGCUGGGCCAGGAUAGAGCUGCUGAGCAGAAUGCUCUCUGCGCUGCCUAAUUGUCUGCUCUCCCAACGUUUUGCAUUGCAGGACUGCUACGUGAAGAGUCUGCGAAGACGGCGGCAGACAGCUUAACGUGAAGAUCUGCUUUAAAAUGAGGUGAAAGAAAGCUGUAGUGGCGUAGAAAAAUAUAAGUUGAGUUAGAUAUUUUUUUUUAUAAAAUUAAAUUCAGGACUGGUUUUUCCUCCCAGAGCUCAGAAAGAUGUGUUGAUAGCAUAUAUGCUACUGAGAAUAUAAGUCCUGUAUCCUUUUUUUUUUUUUUUUCCUUUAAGUCUUUUUAAGAUAAGAAACCAACAUAACCUGAACACAUGGCUUGCUCAGUGUUUAAUUGCAAGUUUUCAUUCUUGGACUUUAAAACACAAAAAUAAAUGUUUAGUAUUUGUGUGAAUCGAACUAAAACAAAUCCCAUUUUUACAACUAAGGUAUUCCUAGCUUCUUGAUAUAUGAAAAAUGGAAAUAAAGUAUCUUUGAAUUUCUGUUACAAAUUUGAUGGUCUCUGUCAUUAACAUUUAGUAUUAAAUAAGUUUUUCUUUCCUAAUAAAUCUGCUUGUGUCUUCAAGCUUA
Molecule: messenger RNA, 3296 nt
Organism: Lagopus leucura (white-tailed ptarmigan)
Lineage: Eukaryota; Metazoa; Chordata; Aves; Galliformes; Phasianidae
Gene: LUC7L3
Product: LUC7 like 3 pre-mRNA splicing factor
Exons: 11
Coding region: 62-1495 (477 amino acids)
Biological process (GO): mRNA splice site recognition
Cellular component (GO): U1 snRNP; U2-type prespliceosome
Molecular function (GO): mRNA binding
Source: RefSeq, a predicted model, not a curated record